CGCAUCGCUCGCAGCACUGAUGGCCAGCUUCGUCGACAUCUUCCGCGCGUCGGCGCCGUUCGCAGCCAUUAUCACGAGCUUCCAAGAUGGCCUGUAUGAAGAUGUUGCCGCGUACGUUGCUACGUUUCGCCGCCACGCGUGCGAGCAUCCGCGCAGCACCAAGCAGCGACCGCUCGCGCACGAAGCGACCAUCUACCCGAGCCGCCUCCUGCCCCGCGCGUCGCUUCUUGACAUGGACUGCGUCGACCUCUUUUUACACACGGGUGACAUUGGUCGGCAAGCGUUUGCAGCGCCGAUCCACUUUGCUGUCGCGAUGGGCCAUGUUGAGAUCGUGCUUCGGGCACUGGCCUGUCGCCGACUCUCGGUCGACCUCAUUGCGUGCGCACUGGCCAACGGCCAUGUGGAUCUGGCCAAGCACUUGCUGGCGAACAUGGACAGCUUGGACGCGACCCGCGUGCCCCGCUCGCGGACGACCACGGUCGAGGCGCGCGUGGCGGCCCGCGAUGCCCCCGAGCUCUUUUUGCUGCUGAAAGCCUUUGCGCCCAAGAUCGACUGGGUCAACGCUCUCGCGAGCGCGAUUCAAACCCGCGCCGCCAGCGCGGCCAUGUACAUCUACACGCAGCAGGGGGCGGCGGCGGUGGACGCGACGACGAUGGACACUGUGUGCACGAUGGGCCUUCUGGCGCUGGCCACGCAGAUGCAUCUCGACGGCCAGCGCUGCUCCGCGAACGCGAUGAACGGCGCGGCCAUCAACGGCCAUCUCGAAAUGGUUAUGUUUCUGCACGAGCAUCGCCAGGAGGGUUGUUUUCCCCACACGAUCGCCCGCGUCGCCGCGCAAGGGCAUGUCGACGUGCUAGCCUACCUGGUGACCCACGUGGUGCCCCACGCUGCGCGCUUCUACGCCCUCGCCGUCGACAGUGCUAGCAGCUUCGCGGCGCUGCAGAUUCUGGAGGCGGCGGUGCCCGGGCGCGUCUCACUACAAACGCUCGCAUCCGCGCUCGAGAGUGGCUCGCUCGACUAUGUCGCGCAUCUCUUGCAGACGUACCACAUCGUGUUUCGCGCGGCCUUGUCGGCGCGUGCCGGCCUCGUAGAGUGGCUCUUCAUCAAAGCGUGUGGUCCCCACGGGUCCAUGGCGCUUCUGCAGCUGCUCGAUGACUAUUGCACGAGUCUGUCGCUGGUGCCGUCGCACACGUCAACCAAGAAGAACGCAGUGCACGUCGCGCUCUCGUUUGGUCAUGCCGACAUGGCGGCCUACCUCUCAACCCGUGGCUACCACUGGCGCCAAAGUGCAUUUGACGACGAGACCAAGGCAGCGGUCUGCGGCCACGCCAAUGCGGCCGCGAGCGUGGCCUUUCUCCUUCAGCAACGCGUCGCGAUGGACAGCGACUGGGCCAACGCGGCGUGUCGGUACGGGUCCUGGCUCGGUGUCGCGGAAUGUGUCGUGGCGGCGGCGACCUCGCCCGUGUCGAUGCAGUGGCUUCUGCACGCGGCCCGGGGCGCCGCCACCGACCGCCACUGA
Saprolegnia parasitica CBS 223.65 is the source of this 1519-nucleotide messenger RNA. RefSeq lists its product as hypothetical. Lineage: Eukaryota; Oomycota; Saprolegniomycetes; Saprolegniales; Saprolegniaceae. The transcript has 2 exons. The record is from RefSeq and is a predicted model, not a curated record. The coding region runs from base 20 to 1519 and encodes 499 amino acids.